AGAUUUUGUAACUGUGCACAUUAAUAAAAUUAUAGGCAUCGAAAAUUGAAGAAAAUAUCGAAAUUUCGAUGGAGAAUUCUAAGAAAAAUGAAAAGAUUACAGAUUCUGGAUAUUCAAAUUCGUCCAGUGAUAAUAUGCAGUCACAAAAAAGCAAAGAAUUGAAAAAAAAGCACAAGAAGAUUUCUGAAGUUACUGAAGUCAACAACCCGCUGAAACAUCUUUUUGAGAAACAAACAGGGAAUGAAAAAGCAAUGGGCGAGUUGAUUGAGAUCACGGAUUCUAGAGAAAACAUGGACGUUUUUGUCUCCGAUGAUAAAGAAGGACUUGGACCUCAAAUCAAUCUUCUGGUUUAUUCCAGGUUUCCAAUGAUUGGAGAUUUUUUUACAGUAAUUUCAAUGAGCGAUGGUCUCGUUGUAUUCACAACUCCUAAUUUAUAUAAAGCAUUUGGAUAUUCCCAAGACGACAGAAAAUGUUUCAUCGAUUUCAUCUGUGCUCAAGAUAGAGAAACAUUCUUUGAUGGUUUAACCAAUAUCUAUCCAGCAGCUCAGAAAGAACUUUUUCAAGGUAGGAAAAAGUCAAAAAAAGUGUCUUUAUUCUGUAGACUGCAAAAAACGGGUCAAGAAUCAAAUGAACUGACAGGAGUUGAAAAAGUGAUUCUAUCCAAACCCUUUUACUGUACAUUGUACAUUCAGGAUUUACGGGACCACAUGAACGAAGCGCUACUCGAUACCACGUUCUUAGUGGUAAUGGCUCAAGCUGUCCAAUCUGCAUACAAAGAACCAGAAGAAUAUAUCAAAUCCUCGAUAUUAUUCUCAACACUUCACACGGUGACGUGCCACAUAUCUCACGUCGAUCCUGAAGUAGUCCAAUUUAUGGGUUAUCUACCUCAGGAUAUGAUUGGCCGUUCGUUAUUUAACUUCUAUCAUCCUGAGGAUCUGCAUUUCAUCAAAGAAAUCUAUGAGACUGUAAGCAUAGGAAAAAAUCUAAAAUACCAAACGUAUAUGUUUCCACAUGAAAUGAUUGUCUUGGUGCCGAUAAAAAAUACAAUGUUGUCAGCUCAUAUCAAUCCUUGGACCAAAAAACUAGAAUCUGUUCAAGGUCUGCAUAGGGUACUAAAGGGUCCCAAAAAUCCAGAUGUUUUUGGCGAUUCCGAUAAAUCAGCCAUCUACAACGAAGAAGAACUCGAGCAAUGCAAACUAAUUCAAACAGAGAUCUUGUCCCUCUUACAACGGGACAUUUUAAAGAAUCAACACCAAGAAAGUAAAAAUUUCAAAUUUCUGGAGCCUGUCAUACUGAAUCUGCUAAACGAAAUGCUGCCAUCAGAAUCGCGCAUGGACACAGAAAUGGAUGACCGGAGUUUUUCGGGAUCACGUAAUCCCUUGUUGCAGGAAUAUGCAAUUGCAAUGCCGAAAAAAAUUUCACGUGAACACGCUCGUGAAGGCAGCAGCAAUUCAUCAACGGAAGCAGUGCCUAGUUACAAUCAGCUUAAUUUCGAAGCCAAUAUGGAUAGAUUCUUCAGCAGCAAUCUUGUGCUUACGGCUAAUUAUGGCAAUGAUGAGGACAGCAUUAAUGCAAAUAGUGGAGUUGAACCACAAAAUAAUUCGAAAAAUUCCUCUGAUAUGGAAUGCAUAUCACCGAAUGGAGAAAGUGACCAAAGUAGAAGCCAAAGUGCAGGAAAUUUGAAAAACAACUUUAACAAUCAAAGUAGUUCUGAAGCCACUAGCAGUGGAAUGGGGACAUUUAAUUAUUUGACUGAGUCACUGAUAAGUCAACACAACGAAAAAAUGAAAAAUAUGUUCGUUCAAAAUCACGCAGAAGUCAGAUUGAAUAUUAAAAAUAACAACAAACGAAACGAAUCGAGAAUGAUAACUACAAACGAGAAAAUAGCAGAUCCGAUCUUUCCUCGGGCUCAAGGGGUCAAAAGAUGCAGAAACAGCAGUGAAAAAAGUGUGCUCGAAAAGGUGCCAAAGAAGAAGUUUCACGGGAUGCAUACCAAUGAGGUGAUUUUAAACAAUAUAGAGAAUAAUUUGAUGAAACUUAAUGUUAAUAUUGCAUCCACAAUCCAAAAUGGUACAAACACAAAAACGGAUACAAAGACAAAUAACUGCCAAACUCGGUUAGUUAACGUACCUGAUUCACUGCCUACACAAAUAAACUCGAAAUUUCAAGCAACGCCUGCGAGUUAUUAUAACUCUCUUGGUAUAUUUCAAGCACAAAAUCCAUCCUUCACAAGAAAUAAAGAUAGUGCAAUACUCCCAGUAGCAUCUGAAAAUAUGAUGCAACAGAAUCUGCACCAUAUGACAAAGCCAUUAACAAAAAUAGGGUGUCAACAAUGGAGCGAUGUUAGUGAAGAUAUAUCAAGUACUUCCAGUUUUUAUAGUAGCUUCCUGAGUAAAAGUUGUGAUGGAACUUCUAGUUCUAAAUCGAAGAGAUCCAAUCAAGAGUUCAGCUCGGAAUUUUCAUUCUAUACCAAGCAACCAGCUGACCUCUACUUUAGAAAACCAACCAGUUUUUCCUCUAGACGCCAAUGGAUCAAACCUGUAUUUAGUGAUCCUCCAUUUAAUGUGUCCAAGAAUAGACGCCGCGCGGAGGAGACAUAUGAGAGGAGCUUCGGUGGAUGUGCGAUGCACUCGAAGCGAGAGGCACACGCCAAUAAGCACGAUGGCGAGCUGACGUCGAGCAGCAAUUGGCUGCUCAUGAAUGGCUUCAUAUGA
This is a messenger RNA of Belonocnema kinseyi, 2714 nucleotides long. RefSeq names its product period circadian protein-like (gene per). The transcript is spliced from 15 exons. Gene Ontology annotation, cellular component: nucleus; cytoplasm. Gene Ontology annotation, molecular function: transcription corepressor binding; transcription cis-regulatory region binding. NCBI's taxonomy places the organism in Eukaryota, Metazoa, Arthropoda, Insecta, Hymenoptera, Cynipidae. Gene Ontology annotation, biological process: circadian regulation of gene expression; negative regulation of transcription by RNA polymerase II; entrainment of circadian clock by photoperiod. The record is from RefSeq and is a predicted model, not a curated record. Bases 69 to 2714 code for a protein of 881 amino acids.